CUUUAUUUAUAUCUAUACCCAUAUCAAUAUCUAUAUUUAUCUCUUUAAAAUAUAAAUACUUUUUUUUUUAUAAUUAUUUUUUUAAUAAUUUGUAUGAUAUAGUUUUGUUUUUGUGUACCAUAAAAAAUAUCCUUCAUAUAUAAAUAUAUAAUUUUAAAAUGGAUAAAUAUUCAGAAUAUACAGAUAUAAUAUUAGAAAAAGGGAAAGAAGUUCAAAUUUUAAUAAAAUCAUCCAAAUUUUUUGAAAACAUUCCAAAGCAAUAUCAUGAUCAUACUAUUAUUGGUAUUGCAGUAUUUGUUAUAAUAGUAUUACCCUUCUUAAUCUCUUUAAUUUUUAAAAGAAAUAAAAAAUCAAAUGAAAAACAAAUAGUUAGUUAUAAAGUUAAAUCACCAAAUAAAACACCAAUUAAAUCGCCCAACAAAAAAUCAAAUAAAACACCAAAUAAAACACCAAAUAAAACACCAAUUAAAUCACCAAAUGGAAAAAACCAAACACCAACACCAAGUAAAAAACAAAUAGUUAAAUAUCAAUACCCAGAUCAAUCAUUUGAUUUUGAAGAUGAUGAAAUCGAUAUCGAACCACAAUCACCAUUAAAACUCGAAGCUCCAAAAACACUUGUUGAGGUAGAUAAAAAAACAUCAAAAACCCCAUCAAAAAGAGGAAAGUUAAUAGUGUUUUCACCACCAAAAAACCAAACCCGUGCAAGAGUAGCACCAGAUAGAUUAGUUGUCGAAAAUAAAUCACAAAGAAGAAAAUCUACAAAAUAAAAAUUAUAAAACAAAGUUUUUUAAAAU
This is a messenger RNA of Dictyostelium purpureum, 794 nucleotides long. RefSeq lists its product as uncharacterized. The transcript is spliced from 2 exons. NCBI's taxonomy places the organism in Eukaryota, Evosea, Eumycetozoa, Dictyosteliales, Dictyosteliaceae. The coding region runs from base 159 to 767 and encodes 202 amino acids. The record is from RefSeq and is a predicted model, not a curated record.